AUGGCCACGGUCUUAAAUCUCCGUCUUGUCAACAAAUCGACAUACGAGACCAUCGGAUCACUCGAGCCGCAUAUCUGCCGCUGGUUCAUGCGCCUGCACGAUAUCCAUGCUUUUGCUCCUCUUAUCACACUGGAUCCGCAGACAGGCGGCCAGCGACCUCUCACAGUGCAUACACUCCCGAGAUUCAUUUACCGUCAACGUACUGCAAGCCAAUUAGCACGGCGUAUCAUUCCCUCUGUAUGGGGCCCGUACAAUGAUGACGGAAAUCCUGAGAUGGAUUACAAUGCUGAAUUGAAACUCGCACAAACACUGGAACGAGGAUUGCAUGUGCUCUUUCACUUUGCGGAUGCCUCCCUUGAUACGGAGAUGCCGCAAGUGGAAGACCGGGAGAAAUCAGCUACCUAUGGUCCUGAGCGGCCUCUAGAACUGACUUGGGCAUCGGACCUGUACGACGACCUCCUACAGCAUAGGAGCCGAUCGAUGAACUUCGAUAAGAGUCUCGAUCAUAUCUACGCAGCGUUGGAAUGGGGACAUGUGGAAGCAGAAAUCGGCAGGAAAAGGCUUCGUCUGAGGAGCUAUCUUGAUGAACAAACUGAAAUUGAUUUUCACACUGCUCUACGAAUGUUGCGGGAGCUCAUGGAGCGUAUGCUUCUUAGACACGGCCCGAAGGAUUGGCACCGGGAUGCAAAGAACGAAUACAGCCUGAUUUCAUGGUUCAUGCUGAAGCAAUCACCCAGAACGUUGGCGAAGCUAUUUCUAAGUCCUCAAGACAAAUGUUGUCAUCUGGAUGAUAAAACUACUGAUGGUGGCGUCAGAGAGUGUCGCUUUGCGGAUCCGUUGGACAUUUACUGGAAGGAGUGGAAGAACGACCUGGAGCUGCGAUGUCGCGAUUGCGACUGUAGACGCCGCGUCCGGAGCUGGAGCGUGAAGCCGGCAGUGAUUGACGCUCGAGGGCGGGAAUUCAAUCGAGCAGCGGAGAGGUAUCUGAAGGAGACGUGGAGCCAAAGACAUGUGACUCGGCAGAGGAAAUCUAACGCAUUCGCCGGGUACAGAGACGUCCUGUCGACGCUGCAAUCCAGCAGGCCCCUUUUCUCCUCAUACCUCCGUAUCAGAUCUCUCGCCAAAUCACCAUCAAAUCCAGAACUCCAACAAGCUCGCUCGGAGCUCGAGGCUACACUAACAGACCUAACCGCGGAUCUAGAUGAUCUCGUGGAGAGUGUCCGCGCAAUCGAGCAAGACCCAUACCGGUAUGGCCUCGAAAUCGAGGAAGUCGCACGCCGACGGAAGUUGGUGGACGAGGUCGGGGAUGAGGUCGAGAAGAUGAGAGAGGAGUUGCAGAGGGUCGUCACGACUGCCGACACAGUUGGCAGUACCAGGACAGCUACGUCGGGACUGCCGAAUCCGGCCGACUUUGAUAAUGUCCUGUCUCCCUCUGCGGAUGAUCGCGGGGACGAUUACUACUCUGCUCUUGAGCAGCAGCGGCAGAUGGAGCUGAUGCAUGAACAAGAUGAACAGCUAGACGGGGUAUUUCAGACCGUGGGCAACCUACGACAACAGGCGGAUGAUAUGGGGAGAGAGCUGGAAGAGCAGGCCGUCAUGAUCGACGAGGUUGAUACGUUGGCUGAUAGGGUUGGAGGCAAGUUGAGCGACGGGAUGUCACGGAUAAAGCACAUCGUGCGAAAGAACGAAGGUAAGUGA
This is a messenger RNA of Aspergillus thermomutatus, 1698 nucleotides long. RefSeq names its product SNARE domain protein. Lineage: Eukaryota; Fungi; Ascomycota; Eurotiomycetes; Eurotiales; Aspergillaceae. The transcript has 2 exons. Gene Ontology annotation, biological process: Golgi to vacuole transport; intracellular protein transport; vesicle fusion. The record is from RefSeq and is a predicted model, not a curated record. Gene Ontology annotation, molecular function: SNAP receptor activity; SNARE binding. Gene Ontology annotation, cellular component: endomembrane system; SNARE complex; membrane. Bases 1 to 1698 code for a protein of 565 amino acids.